AUGUCUUCUCCAGCAAAGCCUCCGCAAAACCCCCAGGCAAUUGCCAUUGCUAAAGCAAUCCGUCAUAACCCAUUGCUUAAACAACGUCAAGGUCUUUUGAACCCUGUGAAAAAAAUCGAUUUCUUCAGAUACAAAAGAGUGAUCCGGGCAUUAUUAUCUACCGAGUAUAAAUCCAAGCAACAACGCUCGCCAAUCUUACCGGUGAUCGCCAAUGAACAAGAUGCCAUGAAAUAUUUCAUCGAGGUGAUUAAAGCUGGUUUGGUCUACCCAGUUAACAAGCUCGAAGUCUCGGUGGCUAGAGAAAAAAACUUGCCUGUGGAGCGAGGCUUUCCAAACCUUGAAAUCGACCCGAAGGCCACGUUACAACCGGAUGAAUAUUACCUUUGGAACUACGAGAUCCCUAACCCGUAUGCGCUUUUAUAUGGGGUACUAUUCCUUGCCGCGGUGUUUGGGCUAAUUCUUUUCCCAUUAUGGCCUUACAAGUUGAGACUCGGGGUAUGGUAUUUAUCAAUGGGAUGUCUUGGAUUAUUGGCAGGGUUCUUUGCCAUGGCCCUUGUCAGACUCGUGAUUUUCUGCGCCACUUACCCAAUAUUGAGUCCUGGAUUCUGGUUGUUCCCAAAUUUGUUUGCUGAUUGCGGAUUUUUUGAGUCGUUUGUCCCAUUAUACGGUUGGGGUAAUGAAGUGUUAGAUCCAAAGUCUGCAAAAUUACAAGAAUGGAAACAAAAGAAGGUACAAAAGGCCGCAAAGAAGGAAAAGAAAUCGAAAGAAGAAGAAGCCCCACUGGGAAAAGAAAUUUUACCAAGCAGUGAUAAGAAAGUUACCACCACCGGUAGAAAAGUUUUAUUGGAAGAGGUUGAAGAAUAA
This is a messenger RNA of Saccharomycopsis crataegensis, 864 nucleotides long. RefSeq names its product Sec63 complex subunit SEC62 (gene SEC62). Gene Ontology annotation, cellular component: endoplasmic reticulum; endoplasmic reticulum membrane. The transcript has a single exon. Lineage: Eukaryota; Fungi; Ascomycota; Saccharomycetes; Ascoideales; Saccharomycopsidaceae. Bases 1 to 864 code for a protein of 287 amino acids. Gene Ontology annotation, biological process: post-translational protein targeting to membrane, translocation. The record is from RefSeq and is a predicted model, not a curated record.